AAAAAUAAUCAAACAAGAUAAAAAAAAGGGAAAAUGACUGAAAACAUUAAAUUAAAUGUAGUAUUGAAUUAAAUUGAAGUGGAAAAACAUGUUCCAACAAUUAAUUUUGAGUUUAUUAAUUUUAAUUAUUAAUAGUUCCGCUUUAAACAUAGAAGAUGUAAAUGUAAUUUCAUUUUCAAAUGAAAUUGAAUUAUGGACAAAUUUAAACCAUGAAAGAGAAUUGUUCAAGAAUAUGAUCAAUUUUUUAAAGAUUCCCACAGAACUUCAAAACUCUGAUUGGAGAUCUUUUCCAGCUAAUUCAAGUACCAAAAUAUGUAUAAUAUGUAAAACAAUUUUAACAACAUUUAUAAAUUUACGACAUAAAGGAAUGUCUGAAGAAGAUAUAAGAAACAAUGUAAUUAAUUUAUGUGUGCUUUUAAACAUCCAAACAGAAAGAGUAUGUAAAGGAGUCAUUGAAUCAAAUUUGCCUAUUAUUUUGUAUAUAAUAGAUUCCAAACCAAAUCUAACAGCUAAUACAAUUUGUGGUGUUGUCCUAGAAUCCAAAUCUUGUCCUUUAAAUGAUUCUAAAUUUGAUUGGAAUAUUGAUAUUAAUAACAAUUUUAAUAUAACAAUUACUGAAAAUGAAACACAAGAACAAAUAAAAAUUUUACAAAUAACGGAUUUGCAUUAUGAUCAUAUCUAUGAAAUAAAUGGUAAUGCAAAUUGUGGAGAACCAGUUUGCUGCCGAAAAAAUCAAAAUAAAACUAAUAUAUCUUCAUUUGCUGGAUUUUGGGGAGAUUAUCAAUCCUGUGAUACUCCAUGGCAUGCAAUUAUUGAUGCUUUACAUCACAUGAAGGAUACACAUCAGGAUGUAGAUUUUAUAUAUUUUACUGGUGAUAUAAUAGACCAUGGAGUAUGGGAGACUUCAAAGGAAGGAAAUAUUCAAAAUCUUAUAAAAAUGUAUGAUUACAUUCAUAAUCUUUUUAACAAUACUAUAAUGUAUCCAGUACUUGGAAAUCAUGAACCACAUCCUUUAAAUCAAUUUGCACCAAAAAAUAUAACACAAGACAAUUUAACUACAAAUUGGCUUUAUAAAUUAAUGGCAGAUUUAUGGAUUGGAUAUGGUUGGUUACCAGAAUCUACGCGUUCCACAAUACUUCAAGGAGGAUAUUAUACUGUUAUCCCACAAAAAGGAUUUAGAAUUAUAGCCUUAAAUAGUAAUAUUUGUUAUUCUUACAAUUGGUGGCUUUGGUAUAAUCCAAAAGAUCCUAAUAAUCAACUGCAAUGGCUUCUAAAUAUUCUUUCUGAAGCAGAAAAGAAUAAUGAAUUUGUUCAUAUUUUAUCCCAUAUACCUUUUAAUAGUAAUAGUUGUUUUAAGACAUGGAAACGAGAAUACUUAAGAAUAAUUGAUAGAUUCUCCCAUUUAAUUAAAGCUGAAUUUAAUGGACAUACUCAUAAUGAUGAAAUAGCAAUAUUUUAUAAUUCUGAUAAUAAACCAAAACAUAUUGGUUGGAAUGGUGGUAGCAUAACAGCUUAUUCAAAAUUGAAUCCGAAUUAUAAAAUAUAUAUAGUGAAUUGUAGUAAUUAUGCAGUAAUUGAUUAUCAAAAUUGGAUGUAUGAUCUUAGUUUUGCCAAUAAAAAUAUCCAUGUUAGACCAAUCUGGUAUAAAUCAUAUUCCUUUAAAAAAGAAUAUAACCUUAUUGAUUUAUCUGCCAAAUCUUUAAGUGAUUGGCUCUCUAUAGCAGCAAAGAAUGAAACAUUAUUAAACAAAUAUUAUAGGAAUUUUUAUAAGCAAGCAGAACCUUCAUUGCAAGAAAAUUGUGAUUUAAAUUGUAAAAAACAAUAUUUGUGUAAUAUAAUUGUGGGUUCAGAAACUAAAUUAUGUAAUAUUUUAAUAAGUUAAUUAUUAUUAAUUAUAUUAUUAAUUAUAAAUAAUUAAAAUAAAAGAUGAAAUUUUGAUAUAUA
Molecule: messenger RNA, 1944 nt
Organism: Apis cerana (Asiatic honeybee)
Lineage: Eukaryota; Metazoa; Arthropoda; Insecta; Hymenoptera; Apidae
Product: sphingomyelin phosphodiesterase 1
Biological process (GO): sphingomyelin catabolic process; ceramide biosynthetic process
Cellular component (GO): lysosome
Molecular function (GO): acid sphingomyelin phosphodiesterase activity
Source: RefSeq, a predicted model, not a curated record